Rodentolepis nana is the source of this 1338-nucleotide messenger RNA. The record is from the annotation of a GenBank genome assembly. NCBI's taxonomy places the organism in Eukaryota, Metazoa, Platyhelminthes, Cestoda, Cyclophyllidea, Hymenolepididae.
AUGUACAUGAUUAACAAAAGUGGCGAUGUUGGUGCUUUUUUAGGCUACAAGACCUUCACUAUAGUAAUACCAGAAAUAAAAGACGAUCCACAUUCGUCUCAUCCUUUUGUGAGAAUCUCCAGUUGGAUUUAUCCUCUUAUUCGUUCCUUUUCACCUAUUUAUUGUUGGGGCUCAGACAAAAUCAUAUUUCCUGAACCAUUUUCAAGCAUCAAUUCUCCAGCAUAUAUAAUUGUCCGUCUCCCUCGUAAUUGUUCUGAUUUCCAGAAAGCCACUCUAUGGAAUAUUCUCGAUAUACUCGCUCACGUCAAAGAUAAAUUCUGCGCCAAAGUAAAAAAUGAAAGCCUCAUCCCUAAUAAGAAAUUCUUCCUUACUGAAAUACAACCAUUCGAUAAUUACGAUUUAAACACCGAACCGUUUAAAGAAAACCAUCUUGACACAAAAAUCUUGAAACCCCUGAAGUUUCCAGAACUUUCAUACAAGGGAAAGCGAUUUACAUCUCUUCCUGCAAGGCUUGCGGUGUCUCUUCAAGAAACUGAGAAGGUUGGCAUUUCUAAAGAAAUUAACGAGACAGUGAACUCAAGAAAUUGUUGCUACCAGCCAGAUUUUUGUCCCACAAGGCGUCAUGAUAUUGUUCCCUGUUCUCAUAUAAAGCCUGAACAUACUUCCUCUUUUCCAGGUGAUAUGGAUGAAAGGGUUACAAUGGGCGGUAUUUCGCAUGAUUGGAUAUCCCUUCCCAAUUACUCUGGAAAUAUUAUGAGACAGUAUAUACUUGGUCCAAGUGACAAACAGCACAUUAAAAUUAGUACCACUCCCAAGACUAUUAAAAUACCCUAUAUUUUGCACUUCGCCGUUAAGGAGACAUUUUGUGAAUUGGUCCGCCAAAGAAAGGAGAAGGAGCAGUUGGGAAUUCCACCUUCAUUUGACGCAAAGAGGGAACACUUGUUUGGAGGUUUUGGAGGAGCGAAUGUUUUAAGUGCAUAUGGACCGGAUUUACCCACAAAAGUAAUACAGGAAAAAACAGGUUUAUUUCAUCCGGUGGAAAAAUUUAGAUAUAUACAGCAUUUAGAAUCCGCAGCAGAUUAUUUUGACAAUAUGUUAGAGAAGAAAACAUUCGUUCUAAUUUCACUGGAACCGGAUGAGGAGAAAGUGGAUCGACUUGAUCAGUGUGACUUGUCUGGGGCUUUAAUUCCACGGCCAAUUUACAUUCGAUAUGCUGAAUGCGAGAAACGCUUUGGCACUCUUAUGACGUUAUCGAUCACUGUCGAGGAACCUAAAAUUGUCGACACCAUAAUGAAUGAAGUGAAAUGUAUUAACGAAUGCAUUAAAAUCAACGGAUAG